AUGCUCCGCCGACAAAAAUCAUAUCACUCCCUGCCCCCUGAAGAACCCUCCAACGCGCCCUCCACCUUCAACGACAAGCUCCCUUUACCAAAACUCAUCGUCUUCGAUCUUGACUACACAUUAUGGCCAUUCUGGGUCGAUACGCAUGUCAGCGCCCCCGUAAAACCCAAAGACAACAAUUCGCGAUGUGUCGAUAAAUGGGGAGAAUCAUUCGCCUUCUACCCCGCCGUCUCCUCAAUCCUUUACAGCGCAAAAUCGCACAACAUCCCCCUGGGCAUCGCUUCCCGAACCCACGCCCCCGAUCUCGCGCGCGACAUGCUCAAAGCCCUCCACGUAAUACCGACCUUCACUGACAACCCCGCCGCCCGGGACACGCGCCGUCGCACCGUUCGCGCUUUGGAUUACUUUGAUUACAUCCAAAUCUUCCCCAGCGAUAAGACGCAACAUUUUACGCGCAUACAUCAAGCGUGCAAUAUACCCUAUGAUCAAAUGUUGUUCUUCGAUGAUGAAGCGAGGAACAGAAAUGUGCAGACGGAGUUGGGGGUUACGUUCUGCUUGAUCAGAGAAGGCAUGACGAAGGAGGAAGUUGACAGAGGGGUGUGGGAAUGGAGGAGGAAUUUCGGCAUUAGGCCGGGGGAUCAGCCGGGUGACUUGGAAGAGAGGGAGGUUAGUCGAUUUGAUGAAUAG
This is a messenger RNA of Talaromyces marneffei, 687 nucleotides long. RefSeq lists its product as uncharacterized. Gene Ontology annotation, molecular function: acid phosphatase activity. NCBI's taxonomy places the organism in Eukaryota, Fungi, Ascomycota, Eurotiomycetes, Eurotiales, Trichocomaceae. The transcript has 2 exons. The coding region runs from base 1 to 687 and encodes 228 amino acids. The record is from RefSeq and is a predicted model, not a curated record.